AUGAUCUCUAGUCAAGACAAUGCUCAUAGGGCUAUCGUCAAAACUAGUGCACUACAUUUGACCAAGGCUCAUAGGCCUCUCGUCCAAACUAGUCCACUACUUUUGACCAAGGCUCAUAGGUCUCUCGUCCAAACUAGUCCACUACAUUUGACCAAGGCUCAUAGGCCUCUCGUCCAAACUAGUCCACUACUUUUGACCAAGGCUCAUAGGUCUCUCGUCCAAACUAGUCCACUACUUUUAACCAAGGCUCAUAGGGCUAUCGUCCAAACUAGUCCACUACUUUUGACCAAGGCUCAUAGGUCUCUCGUCCAAAUUAGUCCACUACUUUUGACCAAGGCUCAUAGGCCUCUCGUCCAAACUAGUCCACUACUUUUGACCAAGGCUCAUAGGCCUCUCGUCCAAACUAGUCCACUACAUUUGACCAAGGCUCAUAGGCCUCUCGUCCAAACUAGUCCACUACAUUUGACCAAGGCUCAUAGGCCUCUCGUCCAAACUAGUCCACUACAUUUGACCAAGGCUCAUAGGGCUAUCGUCAAAACUAGUGCACUACAUUUGACCAAGGCUCAUAGGCCUCUCGUCAAAACUAGUCCACUACAUUUGACCAAGGCUCAUAGGGCUAUCGUCAAAACUAGUGCACUACAUUUGACCAAGGCUCAUAGGGCUAUCGUCAAAACUAGUGCACUACAUUUGACCAAGGCUCAUAGGCCUCUCGUCAAAACUAGUCCACUACAUUUGACCAAGGCUCAUAGGGCUAUCGUCAAAACUAGUCCACUACAUUUGACCAAGGCUCAUAGGCCUCUCGUCCAAACUAGUCCACUACUUUUGACCAAGGCUCAUAGGGCUAUUGUCAAAACUAGUGCACUACAUUUGACCAAGGCUCAUAGGGCUAUUGUCAAAUCUAGUCCACUACAUGGAGUAGGGUGACAUUUAGGACACAUCCUGAAUAUGUCUAACUGACUGAGCAGAUGAAUCCGACCAGGAGCGUAUUUACCACAGACCGAUUGUGUUUUUUUUUCAGUUGUUGACACAGAAAACCGUUGUUUGCACUGAAAUGACAGUAAAUAUGAAAUAAAUCAAUGAAUCAUG
Molecule: messenger RNA, 1086 nt
Organism: Oncorhynchus keta (chum salmon)
Lineage: Eukaryota; Metazoa; Chordata; Actinopteri; Salmoniformes; Salmonidae
Exons: 3
Coding region: 1-924 (307 amino acids)
Source: RefSeq, a predicted model, not a curated record